AUGGCUUCCAGUUCCAGUUCUAGUUUUGAUGUCCUUGAAUCAGCAAUCAAUGAGCUUGAUCAGCAGUUGAGAAGUAACGUAUUGCAAAUUUCAGGCUGGUUUUCCCUUCUGAAUAAUCAUCUACACGACCUGCACUUUUUCGCAUAUCUGAGAACCAUCUUGAUUUGCAUUCACAAGUCAAGUGAUACGGAUGAAGUUGCGAAAAUUUUAGGAUCCCUCCCGGUGAAAGUUGAAGCUGCAUUUCAGGAGAUUGCGCGGGAUCUCAACGUUGCGUCUCAGAAGAAGUACAUCCCAGAAUGUCCUUCGAAACUACAUGAUGUUUUGCAUCAGUCAAGAGUAAAAGUGAAGCUUUUCAAGCAUCAAAUUGAAGAAGCUCUUGGCCAUCUGUCUGGCUGCUCCCUUGUGUUGCAUUCUGCCUCUCUUGAUUAUGCUCUUUGGUUUAAUUUCAUCUUUUCUAUAGAAGGGAUGCUGCACGAAAUCAGCAGUGUUACUGAUUCUAUUGAAGAACAGAAAACAAUCGGUCUUUUGAAACGUGACAUGAAGCAUCUCCAACACUUCUUGCAUGGAGUACUGGAUUUUGAGUAUGGCUUCCCUAGCGAUCCAAAGGUUAACAGUUUCUUGACUCAUCUCACAUCUGUAGCUGUUUGCAUUGCAAAUUGGUCUCUGCAAUACUGGAUCAUAAAGCGGGACUCAAUCGAAAAAAAGUCUUCAAUAGUUCAGCUUCAGGAUUUGCUAAGGAGGAUUUAUCCUACUACCCCAGAAGUUCUAGAAUUGAACCUCAAUUUCCUCAGAGCUCUCAACAAAAUUUGCAAUGGACCAGAUGAAUAUUUUGCAGAAUCCUUUCUCUUUUUUCUUUUGGCAAUAAGAGAUCCCUAUCUUGGCAAUCUCUUUGUUGAGGAAAGGAGAGAUGACAUUCUCAUGGAGCUAAGUUCCAAAUCAAACCAGCAGUACAAUAUUUUCAUAGGAUUACGGUCCUUGAUAAUCUAUUGCAUCAGCACCAAUGAGCCAGAAGAACAAAAUGAGGAUGUGCAAAUUAUCUUGUAUGAAAUCAAAGCGCUCCUCAUAGAGGCAGGGCUUUUCUUUCCAUCUGAAAGUGACCAUCCAUCUUCAGAGUGGCAGGAAAAAAUUUGCCUUCUCCAGUCAGAGAUAUUCCUCAAGCAGCAACUAAAAGGAAGCACAAUCUUUGUUGAGGGUCAAUUUGAAGACCUUAAAGAAGUUCUGACUAACCUGAAUUAUCAGAGCUCUGCACUCAUUGUAGAAGUUUACAGAGAGAUAUCAUCUCUUUAUCAAUCUGUUCGGCAAAAUGGCACUACAGAAGCCAAGGCAAGGAUUUCUCUUUUUACUUUGCUUUCAAGGAUUCUACUUUUCAAGGUAAAUUCAUCUUGUAUGGAGUUACUGAAAGAUAGUGAAUGCUCUACUUUUCUUAAAAAAGAUCAUAUUCAAACCCUUCUUGAGGGGUUAAAAUGGUUUGCAACAUGUGUCACAAAUGAUCAACUGGACAAUCCAGAGAAUGUGGAGCUCAUCCUCACAGGCAUUGAAGCAGUUUCUACAAGAGUAAGAUGUCUCCAUCACACAUUUCUUCAUGACAGAAUCACAGAAGAGAUGAUCAAUAAAACUAUCCUUUCAUUUUGUGAAUUGCUAGAUAAUUUGAUGCUUAUCAAGCCAGAGCUUAGGAAGGUCCAUCCCCAAAUUCAAAGGUCUAAUUUCCCUAAGAUUUGUGGAAUGGGGUUUAUCGAUGAUCUCAUAGGAAGCACACAGGAGCUGCUCAAACAUGACCCUGAUUCAAUUGCCCUUGUGAAGCAUCAGAUUGAAGAGAUUCACUCUGGCCUAACAUUUUUGAGAUCUUUCUUCAUGGAUAUUACAGAGCCAUCUGAGGGGCAUGAUGCACUGAAAGAUCUUGGUACAAGCAUAACAGAUGUGGCAUAUGAGGUGGAAUAUGUCAUAGAUUUCAUUGAGGUAGGAACUGGUAUUAAUUGGAAACAUGUGCUAUGGCUUUAUGAUCUGCUUGAAGAGAUUAGGCUUAUUAAGAUGAUGGUCACCAAUUCUUACGAGAAAUUAACUUGCUAUGCCAUGACACAAAGUGCCAAUCAGAUUUCAAGGCAAAUUGUAUCACAGUUUGGUAUGACAGAAAUAAAUGAAGAGGUGGUAGUCCUGAAUGAUCAAGCAGAAAAUGUAAUAGUUCGACUGAUGAGAGGAACCUUACAGCGAGAUGUUGUCUCUAUUGUUGGCAUGCCAGGAAUUGGCAAGACAACAUUGGCCAAGAAAGUUUACAAUGAUCCUAAUGUUGCAUAUCACUUCCAUAUCCGUGCCUGGUGUUCUGUUUCGCAAGGAUACCAAAAAAGGAACGUACUACUUGACAUUCUAGGCAACAUCAGCAUCAGUGGGCUUAUGGAUAACAUGCAUCAUAUGAGGAUUGAGGAUUUAGAAGUAAAGUUGUAUCAGCACUUGAAGCAAAAAAGAUACCUGAUAGUCAUGGAUGAUGUGUGGGGCACUGAGUCAUGGAGUGAUUUGCAAAGUUCACUACCAAAUGAUGGAAAUGGCAGUAGGAUCUUGAUAACAAGUCGUCUACAUGAUGUGGCCUUAAAAGUUAAACCUGAUAGUGAUCCUCUUUGUCUUCGUCUACUUUCUGAAGAUGAAAGUUGGAAGUUGUUACGGAUGAAGAUACUUCAUGGAGGCUGCAGCGAGGAACUGCAAGAAGUUGGCAAGAAAAUUGCUAAGAGGUGUGAAGGUCUACCCCUUGCAAUUGUGGCCGUAGCUGGUCUUCUGGCAAGGACAGAAAAGAACCAAGAUCGGUGGGAAAGAAUUGCAGAAAGCUUAAGCUCAAAGAUCAAUGAUGAUCCACAAAGUCGGUGCAAGGACAUCUUACAGCUAAGCUACAAUCACUUACCAGAUAGAUUGAAAGCGUGUUUUCUGUACAUGGGAGCUUUUGUGAUAGACAGAGAUAUUCCAGUAAGGAAGUUGACAAGGCUAUGGAUUGCCGAAGGUUUCAUACAGGGUACUAAGAGCUUGGAAGAUAUUGCAGAAGCGUACUUGAUGGAUCUCAUUGGCCGAAACCUGGUAAUGCUUUCCAAAAGAAGAUCCAUGGGAGGGGUCAAAACAUGUCGUGUUCAUGAUAUUCUACACGACUUCUGCGUGGCAAAAGCAACUGAAGAGAAUUUUCUACAAUUAAUUACCAGGUAUGAUGAGCCAUAUGCUAUGUCUGAUGAUUCAGAUUAUGGUGCUGAUUCUUAUGAUUAUUAUCAUCCAAAUCCUGUAACAUAUGAGAGACAUCGAUUGUUCUUCUGCUUGAACAGAAAGCAUUUUGUGAAGUCGAGACCUUCCAGCUCGUGUGCCCGUUCUCUAAUACUCUUUCCUACCUGUGAUACAUACCCAAGACAUCCCUAUGAUAUCUCAUUCAUUGCUCACCAUUUCAAACUUCUUAGGGUGUUGGAUUUGGAAAACAUUAAUAUGGGUGUUUGCUUUCCCACCGGAAUAGAGUUACUAAUUCAAUUGACAUAUCUUGCUGUUAGUGGUGAUAUUGACUCUGUUCCACAAUCCAUUGCAGACCUCUGGAAACUAGAAACCCUUAUUGUGAAGGGAUUGAAAGAUGAGAAGAUCAUACUGCCUGAUACUAUCUGGUGCAUGGUAAAGUUAAGGCAUAUUGUUGUAAACAAUCAUGUUAUUUUCAUCUCCCAACAUGACAAGCUUGGAGUUUCCUCUCAGUUAGAUAACUUGGUCACAUUUUCCACUCUAUCCUUUUCUUCUGGGAAAGAUACAGGGAUGAUCCUACAAAGGCUACCAAAUCUCCGCAAAUUGGGAUGCAUUUUUAUGGAAUCCCGGGAUUCUUUAAGCGUGAAGUUUCCAGAAUUGGACACUCUAACGCGGCUGGAGUCAUUGAAAAUGGUGUACAUUGGUAGACCUCUAACUUCGAUUGAGUUUAAUCUCCCUUUAAAUCUUAAAAAACUGACUCUCUCAAAUUUUCGCCUACCAUGGGAUCACAUUUCUGCCAUUGGGAAGAGGUUACAGAAUCUUGAGGUUCUCAAAUUGCUUUCUAGAGCCUUUGAGGGGCAGAGUUGGGAUAUGAGGGAAGGGGAGUUCAUCAAACUCAAAUACUUAAUGUUAGACACUCUGAGUAUUGCCCAGUGGAAUGCCACCAGUGAUCACCUUCCCAACCUUGAGCAACUGGUGCUCAGAAACUGUAAGAAGCUUGAGGAAGUCCCUUUUUCUCUGGGAGAGAUUACGACGCUGCAAAUGAUUGAAGUGCAAUCAUGUAAGAAAUCUACUGAGGAAUCUGCAAUAAGAAUUGGAAAAGAAGGAUGGAUUGAGGGGCUCAAGAUUAUUGUCAAUCAAAGCAUUCAUGUUUGA
Molecule: messenger RNA, 4344 nt
Organism: Coffea eugenioides
Lineage: Eukaryota; Viridiplantae; Streptophyta; Magnoliopsida; Gentianales; Rubiaceae
Product: putative late blight resistance protein homolog R1B-23
Exons: 1
Coding region: 1-4344 (1447 amino acids)
Biological process (GO): defense response to other organism
Molecular function (GO): ADP binding
Source: RefSeq, a predicted model, not a curated record